AAAAGAGCUACCGCUAUCUCACCACCCAGGCGAGCUACCCAAACCAUGAUUCCAAGGCGGUCCUCGAUGCCUUUGAUCCCACCAAGGACCUUCAGUUGCAAGAUCUAAACAGCCUUGUCGAAAAGGGUGUACAAGGAGGCUGGUACACGGGAUGGCCCAAGGAACAGGUGAACAGCUUUAAUUGUUGGCAUUCGUCCAAUGAUUAG
Molecule: messenger RNA, 206 nt
Organism: Cylindrotheca closterium
Lineage: Eukaryota; Bacillariophyta; Bacillariophyceae; Bacillariales; Bacillariaceae
Source: the annotation of a GenBank genome assembly